ACAACAUUUCAAUUUUAGUGUUAGAAGUCAAAACUCAAAAGUAAAAAAGAAAAAGCUUAAUUUCUUAUCCCUGGCUUCAAGGCGAAUGUGGCAGCCAAUGCGCGAAGGCCUAUGACUGCUGUGGUGCUGUUACGCUGUUUGGACUACAGUAGCGCGAUUUGCGUUGCUUUAACUGUAGAUGAGAUGAAAGCAUAGAGCUGCAGUUGGCAGAUGACCUGGACAAAGCAUAGUGAGGAAUUGCCCAUCGGUUAUUGCUGCUAAUCUUCAUCGUGAGGAAGAGAAGGCAGGUGUGGGUGAUUGGUUCCUCCUUGCAAGAGAUUUUAAGAAUUGUUCAUACUAUGGGUGUCCCCUCAGCUUUGAUCCAGGGUUCCAUUUAUAAGUGCCUUACCCAAGGACAAUUUAUGGCGGCACAGGAGGAGGAAGAGAAGGAUACAAAAAAUUUGGAGAGGUUGUGAUAGGUUGGAAUUUGGUCAUGGUGCUGUAUAGGGAGUAGGGGACUAUUGUAAUGCCUCUUCUUGCUCUUCCUUAACUUUUGGUGUUGUAGGUGCAAGCACUUAGAGUUUAUGGAUGUUUAGAUAGGGUGACUCUUUUCUUUGGCGUCUAAACAUUCCUACAAUGCUUAUUAGUAUAGGAGACUCUUAAUAUUUAACUGACUCAUUUGAAUGGGUCACAUAUCUCCACCAAAAAAAAAGAAAAAAGGGAAUAGGUC
This is a messenger RNA of Rubroshorea leprosula, 709 nucleotides long. NCBI's taxonomy places the organism in Eukaryota, Viridiplantae, Streptophyta, Magnoliopsida, Malvales, Dipterocarpaceae. The record is from the annotation of a GenBank genome assembly.